Cucumis melo (muskmelon) is the source of this 1397-nucleotide messenger RNA. RefSeq lists its product as uncharacterized. The record is from RefSeq and is a predicted model, not a curated record. Gene Ontology annotation, biological process: fatty acid metabolic process; DNA damage response. Lineage: Eukaryota; Viridiplantae; Streptophyta; Magnoliopsida; Cucurbitales; Cucurbitaceae. Bases 178 to 960 code for a protein of 260 amino acids. Gene Ontology annotation, cellular component: mitochondrial matrix. The transcript is spliced from 4 exons.
UCAUAAUGUUAUAACAAAUUCUCCUUCCUAAUUCCCUCUAUCCAAAAGGGUCCUAAGUAAAUUAACCAAACCGGGUUUAGGAUUGAAGGAUAAACUUUCGAAACCGGGUGGGGGAGAAAAAAAACUCGCUAACAGAAGAGGCAAAGACAAGCAAAGGUCCGGCGGGACUGCAGGGAAAUGGGGGAAAAGCUAGACGAUGAAGUCGAAAUAUUGAAGCAAGUAUUUGGCGAUUCUUCGGAAGACGAAGACUUCAUUGAUGAAACUGUGACGACCGAUUCAUCAUUUGAAUUGGGUCACAUUCAUAAAUGGGAGCAGGUCAAGCAAAUCAAAGGAUUGUGGCUUUGCAGAUUCUUCCUCUCUCCCCAACAACAAUCAUCGCUUCUCUCCGCAAUUCGAAACGAAGGGUGGUUCAUGGAAGCCUCUGAAAAUCAGGCCAUGAGGUUUGGAAACCUUCCAACAUGGGCUGUUGAACUUUCAGAUUCUGUUUAUGAAGCAGUGCUUUCAAGUAACCACAAGACGGAUACCUCGAUUGCGGAUUGCUAUAAUGGAGAUAAGAUUGAUUGUCCUCUUCCAUCAGAUAUUUUGUGGAGAGAACCACUAUUUGAUCAAAUGAUAGCUAAUGUGUAUCAACCAGGUGAGGGAAUCUGUGCACAUGUUGACCUUAUGCGUUUCGAAGAUGGAAUUGCCAUUGUCUCCCUCGAGUCACCAUGCGUAAUGCAUUUUACCCAUGUUGAUGAAAGUUCCUGCGAUCCUUCAAUCAAAGGAGAAGGCAUUUUAUCAGCAUUGAAAGUACCUGUAUAUCUAAACCCAGGAUCUCUUGUUAUAUUGUGGGGCGAAGCCCGCUACCUCUGGAAGCAUGAGAUAAACCGUAAGCCUGGGUUUCAAAUAUGGGAAGGCCAAGAACUUUCUCAGGGGAGGCGAACUUCCAUUACACUGAGAAAGCUGUGUCAUGUUGAAUAGGAAGUUCACAGAUUGGGGAUACAUUUUAUUCCAUGAUCAUGCUUUGUUGCGUUUAACUAAAUGAACCAUUAUUUGGCUAGGAUUUUCAAGUCACUGUUCUAGAUCUUGAGAAGGAGAAAUUAAAAAAGGAUGCAGAUAUUUCUAUAAAGGGAGCAGUUUUAUGGUUGAUAAAAGAAUAUGAAGGUCCAACAAGUUAAAAUAAAAUCUGACAUCAAGGUAAGCAACUUGGUUCCAUCUUCCCAGGAAAGGGAGGGGAAAGAGAGCUGAAGAAAAAAGAGAAGGACGUUUGGGUUUUAGCCUUUAGGUAAUGUUAAAUUAUAAUUUUAGUUUCUAGACUUCAACAUAGUUUGGUUUAUAAAAGGUUUCACCAAUGCUCAUAAGUUUGUAAUUCCAGUUUUAUCAAUUUCCUUCCUUAUCAAUCGAUAUCAUUAUUUAAA